AUGGAAGAAGGUGAUGAGUCAACAAGAGUGAAAGGGGUAGUGAUAAUCACAUUGCCGCCGGCGGAUAAUCCUUCUUUAGGGAAAACUAUCACCGCUUUCGCAAUCACUGAUGAGGAUGAUUCCCAAUUGCCACAUCAGUACCAUUAUCAUGGCCAAGUAGAGCCGCCACAGCCGCCUUCACGGCCACUGGACAAUCAGAACUCACAAGCUCAGGGGAAUUUUUCUCUUAAAAGAUUGCUUUUUGGGAGCCCCAUUUCAGUUUUAUUGAUUAUUAGUAUGUAUAUGAUUGGUUUGUACUCUUGGGCUUCUUUCACCCAAGAGAAUUUCUUUGAAUUGCGGGAUGAUGUUGACGAUAAUCGGAAGUCAAAUACCAUUAUUCUUCCUUUGUAUUCUAAGCUGGGAUUUCGUGGGAGUGGGAGCUCGCAGAGUGAUUUUGAACUUAAGCUUGGGAGAUAUGUGGAUUCGAAUGAUCUUAGGCUUGGAAGAUAUUCGAAUUCCAGGUUUCCAAUGGACACACUGUUGAGUGAUCCAAUGAGUCAACGGAAGACUAAAACUGUGGUUUCUGCUGCGUCUAAGGUUGAUGCCUCUACGGUUUUCCCAAUCAACGGUAACAUCUUUCCAGACGGAUUGUACUUUACAUAUGUACUUGUAGGGACUCCUCCAAGGCCCUAUUUUCUAGAUAUAGAUACAGGUAGUGACUUGACAUGGAUUCAGUGUGAUGCUCCUUGCACUAGCUGUGCGAAGGGAGCACAUCCAUUUUACAAGCCCACGACAAGCAAAAUCGUUCAUUCAAAUGACGCAUAUUGUGCUGAAACUCAAAAAAAUCCAAAUACCAAGUGCGAAGCUGAAAAUUGUGAUCAAUGUGAUUAUGAAAUCGAAUAUGCUGAUCACAGUUCCUCCAUAGGCGUUCUUGCCAGGGAUAAGUUUUAUUUGAGCAGCUCAAAUGGAUCAAUUAUCAAUGCAAAUUUUGUUUUUGGGUGUGCAUAUGAUCAGCAAGGCUCCCUUCUAAACUCACUUGUAAAAACAGAUGGAAUCUUUGGUUUGAGCAAGGGAAAAGUCAGCUUACCAUCACAGUUGGCAACCCAAGGCAAUAUAAAACAUGUUGUAGCGCAUUGCCUUGCCGCUGAAGCGGGUCGUGGCGGAUAUAUGUUCUUAGGAAAUGAUCUUGUACCGCACCAGCACAUGACAUGGGUCCCAAUGCUUGAUAGCACUUCUUUAAAUGCGUAUCACACAGAAGUUACAAGAUUCAGCUAUGGGGGAAACGUACUUCGCUCAGGUGUUAAAAGUAGCAGGCUCAUAGUUUUUGACAGUGGCAGUUCAUACACCUAUUUUCCCAAAGAAGCAUAUGCUGAUUUAGUUGCCAAAAUUGAAGGCAUUUCAGGUGAAAAUCUCAUCCGAGAUGCAUCAGACGGCACAUUACCUUUAUGUUGGCGAACUACAUUCGAGAUAAGAUCUAUUUCGGAUAUAGGACACAUCUUCAAACCAUUGGAUAUUCACUUUAGAAACAAGUGGUGGGUUAUACCCACCAAACUUCAGAUUCCUCCACAAGGCUACUUAGUCAUCACUAAAAAAGGUAAUGUGUGCUUGGGAAUACUUGACGGGAGCAAAGUACAUGAUGGGUCCACAGUGAUUCUUGGUGGUAAGUUCAAUUCUGAUAUUAGAUGA
This is a messenger RNA of Oldenlandia corymbosa var. corymbosa, 1665 nucleotides long. The record is from the annotation of a GenBank genome assembly. Lineage: Eukaryota; Viridiplantae; Streptophyta; Magnoliopsida; Gentianales; Rubiaceae.